CUCCAACAUAGCUUGAACUAUUGCUCUGCGCUUGUCUACUCAAUAUGCCCUUAUACUACACCACAUCGAUACCCGAACAUGUUUUACGAAGGAGAUCUACAGGGCGGUAUAGCCCUUGCUGUCAAUGAAGCCAAAUAUGUCAUCUGUUUUGUUCGAGACGACACGGAUGAAAGCUCGAAAUGGGAGAAUGAGUAUUUGGCUAAUGACGAGGUAGCGCCAUUAAUAAAGUCAAAGACUAUCUCUUUGCGACUACAAGCGGGUUCAGUGGAAGCAGGUUAUUUGGCCUCGUUUUGCCCCAUAAGCAAAGUCCCCACGUUGGUCGUCAUAAGAAACGGCGUACUUCGGGAAUACAUCGUAUCAGGUGUCUCUGAGGAGGAAUUUAAACGUCGACUGAAAAAGGCGCUCGAAGAUCCCCCUAUCCCAACUUCGCAGAUGGCUCCGCCAGCACAGGUGGACAGUAAUAGUUCCCCUGGGGUAAGUACUCCGGUAUCCUCCCGCCCGCUUUCAACUCAUACCCCGGACCACGACUCGGAAUCUACAGAGGAGCAGGAGCAGGGAACUUCUGAACGGGCAAGGAGGGAAAGCAUAAGAGCUGGCAAACGACGAGUUGAGACGGCCGAGGAGCCAGAACGGGUUCAAGACACGUCUCAAUCACAAGCUCAAAACUGGAAGUUAGAACAGCGGAAACGAGAACAGCAAAAGAAAGAAGAACGAGAUCGAAUAUUAGAACAGAUCAGGCGUGAUAACGAAGCUCGAAAAGCGAGAGAGGAGUCGAUAAGAGCAUCUCUUGCGUCAUUAACCAAGAAUGAAAAUGAUCCCCCAAAACCAGCCCACCAACGACCGGCACCGAAGCCUAAACCAAAUCAAUUCCGCCUACAGAUACGUCUCUUUGACGGCAGUUCAGUACGCUCAAGUUUCUCACCCACUCAGACCAUUCAAAAUGACGUUCGCCCCUGGCUGGAUAGCCAGCGCUCGGAUGGCGACGCGCCAUAUAACUUAAAACAGAUCCUGACACCUCUUCCCAGCCGAACCAUAUCAGACGCAGAAGAAGAUCAAACCCUUGAGGAACUAGGUCUAGGUCCUACUGCAAAUUUAGUAAUGGUUCCAGUGCGUACAUACACAGAAGCUUAUGCCUCUGCGGGAGCUUCACUUCCCGUCCGAGGGCUGUAUGCUGGCUAUAACCUGGUUACGGGAACCGUUGGUGCGGUAGCAGGGGCCAUAGGAUCAAUUCUGGGGAUAUCUCAGAGCCAAGCUGCGAAUCCUGAGUCGACGGCAACUGAGUCAUCACCUGCAGCAGAGGCACCAAAUAGAGCUAAUCUGCUGGGAGGAAGGAAUGUGAGAUCGAAUGUGAGAACUCUCUAUGACGGUGAUGAUGGAGAAGCGCGCCAAUUUUAUAACGGGAAUCAGUUAAAUUUCGAACCCCGUAGGGAUCAAGAAAGCGAGUAAAUAUGGAACUCUUUUGAUCUAACGAUAGCAAGCUUUAAGGAAGUCUCCUAUCGUCGUAUACUUAAUUAUCAAUGUGUAUCUUGUUUGAUAUGUGGUUCGGGAGCCCUGGUUUGUUAUUGACUUUUCACUAUGUCUUCAGACACUCUACAUAGUUCUUAUGGAACCCGGUCUUGUCAUCACGACUUCGGCAUAUCGAUAGCAGGGGGAUCGGCGUUGUUGGAAUUGAGAUUUUCUCUUUUUUUGGUGUUUUUUGUUCUCUAUUAUAUUAAUAUUUCUAUGUGGUAGCCAUUUGUUGUGCUUCUCUUCUGAACGGCAUCAUAUCCACAAUGUCCUUGACACACCACGAGUAUUUGUACAAGUACACAAAACGUGAAAAAAAGGGGGAAAAAAAAAAGCCGAAUUAGAUUCAGCUGAAUCCUGACCGAUGGUAUGUACGCGCUAUAUAGGAAAAUGAUGUUGAUCACGA
This is a messenger RNA of Blastomyces gilchristii SLH14081, 1912 nucleotides long. RefSeq names its product UBX domain-containing protein. The record is from RefSeq and is a predicted model, not a curated record. The coding region runs from base 79 to 1446 and encodes 455 amino acids. Lineage: Eukaryota; Fungi; Ascomycota; Eurotiomycetes; Onygenales; Ajellomycetaceae. Gene Ontology annotation, molecular function: protein binding. The transcript is spliced from 5 exons.